CACGCCCCCCGGCCAAUGAGAGACGGGUCGUACCUGCCAUUGGUGGGACGGGCCGACCCGGAAGGGUGGAGGUUCCCGGCCGGCGUGCAAAGAAAGCCGGGUGGCGGGAACUUGUUGCCGAAAGAAAUUUGGAUCUCUAAUUCAGUGUUAGAAUGGCAUCUGUUUCAGCUCUAACUGAGGAAUUGGAUUCGGUGAACAACGAGCUACAUGCAGUAGACAUUCAAAUUCAGGAGCUUCUGGAGAGGCAACAAGAGCUAACUCAGAGAAAAAACAUCCUAACGAACAGAAUAAAGCAGUGUUUGGAGGAUUCUGAUGCUGGGGGAAGCAAUGAAUGUGAUUCUUCACCUGCCUCUUGGAAUAAAGAAGAUUUUCCAUGGUCUGAUAAAGUUAAAGAUGUUCUGCAAAAUGUCUUUAAACUGGAGAAGUUCAGAUUGCUUCAGCUUGAAACUAUUAAUGUAACAAUGUCUGGAAAGGAUGUAUUUCUUGUUAUGCCUACAGGAGGUGGGAAGAGCUUAUGCUACCAGUUACCAGCAUUAUGUUCAGAGGGUUUUACACUCGUGAUUUGCCCAUUGAUUUCUCUUAUGGAAGAUCAGUUAAUGGUUUUAAAACAAUUAGAAAUUUCAGCUACCAUGUUAAAUGCUUCUAGUUCUAAGGAGCAUGUGAAAUGGGUUCAUGCUGAAAUGGUAAAUAAAAACUCCAAGCUAAAGCUAAUUUAUGUGACUCCAGAGAAAAUUGCAAAAAGCAAAAUGUUUAUGUCAAGACUAGAGAAAGCCUAUGAAGCAAGGAGAUUUACCCGAAUAGCUGUGGAUGAAGUUCACUGCUGUAGUCACUGGGGUCAUGAUUUCAGACCCGAUUACAAGGCACUUGGUAUCUUAAAGCGCCAGUUCCCUAACACAGCACUGAUUGGGCUGACUGCGACUGCAACCAGUCAUGUUCUGAAGGAUGCUCAAAAAAUACUGUGUGUUGAGAAGUGUUUUACUUUUACAGCUUCUUUUAACCGGCCAAACCUUUACUAUGAGGUUCGUCAAAAGCCUUCAAACACUGAAGAUUUUAUUGAGGAUAUUGUAAAGGUCAUUAAUGGGAGAUACAAAGGGCAAUCAGGAAUCAUUUAUUGCUUUUCUCAGAAGGACUCUGAGCAAGUUACAGUUAGUUUACAGAAAUUGGGAAUUCGUGCAGGUGCAUACCAUGCCAAUAUGGAACCAGAAGAUAAGACCACGGUUCACAGAAGGUGGUCAGCCAAUGAAAUUCAGGUAGUAGUGGCAACGGUUGCAUUCGGUAUGGGAAUUGAUAAGCCAGAUGUGAGAUUUGUUAUUCAUCAUUCAAUGAGUAAAUCUAUGGAAAAUUAUUACCAAGAGAGUGGUCGUGCAGGUAGAGAUGACACGAAAGCGGACUGCAUUUUGUAUUAUGGCUUUGGAGACAUAUUCAGAAUCAGUUCAAUGGUGGUGAUGGAAAAUGUGGGGCAACAAAAGCUUUAUGAGAUGGUGUCAUACUGCCAAAACAUAAGCAAAUGUCGCCGUGUAUUGAUAGCUCAACAUUUUGAUGAAGUAUGGAACUCAGAAGCAUGCAACAAAAUGUGUGAUAAUUGCUGUAAAGACACUUCAUUUGAAAGAAAGAAUGUAACAGCCUACUGCAGAGAUCUAAUCAAAAUCCUGCAGCAGGCAGAGGAAAUGAAUGAAAAGCUCACUCCACUGAAACUGAUUGAUUCUUGGAUGGGAAAGGGAGCAGCGAAAUUGAGAGUAGCAGGUGUUGUUCCUCCCAUACUUCCUCGGGAAGACCUGGAGAAGAUUAUUGCGCACUUUCUUCUACAGCAGUAUCUUAAAGAAGACUACAGUUUUACAGCGUACGCUACCAUUUCCUAUUUGAAAAUAGGACCUAAAGCUAAUCUUCUGAACAACGAGGCACAUGUUAUUACUAUGCAAGUAAAGAAGUCCACGCAGACCUAUUUCACGAUUGAAUCAUCUCAAAGUGGUGAUUCUGAGGGAUCUGAUAAAAAGAAGGAAGGAAAAAAUUCGGGCAACUUCCAGAAGAAAUCUGCAAACAAACUUCAGCAAUCUGAUUCUAAGAAUACAGGCGCUAAAAAAAGAAAAAUUGAUGAAUGUUUCUAAAUUUUCCAAGAAAAUAAGUUUUAUGCAUGCGUACACCAUUAUUUUUGUAGUUAACAAGAAGCUUAAAUUUUAAGACACUCAUUUAUACUUUAUAUACAUGAAGCAGUAUUUUAAGAACUUCUCUCUAAAGUAUUGACUUGAGAAUUUGAGAACUUUUGAAAAUUUAAGAGCAUGAACUGCAUACAAUUACAGUGUGAAAUGAGGGGGAAAUAAAUUUUUAAUGUAAAACCCUUUAAAAGUAAAAUACUUAAGAGAAUAAGUUCACAUAACUAUCUUAAGCUCUUGAUGCCUUGUAAUUUUUUUUUGACAUAACUAUCUUUUGAUAGCAAUGUUAUUGUACUGAGUUUUACAUAGGCUCAUCACAAAAAGUGAGUACUCUCACAUUAUAACAUAUGUAGAAUCCACACAAAAAUAAGGUAUCAAUACUAAUAUUAGUAAGAUGGCUAUGUCUCUAUUUAAGUAAAAUAAAACUAAGCUUGAAACCAUAGCCCUAUUUUGACAUUUCAUAAAGAAUGGCCCUUUGUAGACCAACCUAGCUCCAAAACUAAAUCACAAGUGAACGUGUCUUAAGUUUAAAGCACAUAAAUGAGUAACUUGAAAAUUCUUACAUAAGUGGUUAUGAGAGGCCAGUUUUGUGAUAGAAAAAAAUAUACAUGUAAGUUAUCCAAACUUGAUUUCAUCUUUAGAAUUUUAUUUUUAAAUACUUUUUCACUAAAGUCAUUAUCACUUUUGUAUUUUUAACUUUAAUGUGGUCACCAUUAAAUCAGUGGAGUCCUUCACAUCAUUGACUUGAUAUUUUGUCUUAUUUGGAACUAUGUGGUUCUUGAAAUGCUCUCUUUAGUCAAAAUAAUCUUCUAUAUCAAUGUUUGGAUCUAGUAGAUCUUCUCCAUAUGAUGAAAGAUUCAUCUGGUUUAAUAUCAAGUUUUCAAAUGUUUCUUCUAAAUUGGUUUCACCAAUUAAGACAGCUCCCAUCAUUCGUCCAUUCUGCAUGACGACUUUGAUGUAUUCUUGUCCUUUGGUACAUCUCAGCAUUAAUUCAUGAUCUGAACCCAAGCUCUGUGCAUUGUAUUUUCCCAGCAAUACAACCUAUAAAUAUACAUGUAGGGACAGAGUUAUUCUAGUGGGGUGCCUAAAAGGAGACAUAAUAGGCAAUUAUUUUGUGUUAUGCCAGAAUGGCCAGCAGAAAAAUCUGUUCCAAAAUUUUAUAGCUAAAAGCUGGAGCAGCUUCCAAAAAACCCCAAACGUCUGAAUGGUAUGCAUUUAUUCUACAGACGAUAAUGCCAUACAAUCUACCUGGACAUUAACAAUAUCUAGUGAAGCCCUGGCUGGGUGGCUCAGUUGACUGGAGUGGUGUGCUGUACACCAGGAUACAUCAGAAGGUUGUGGGUUCAUUUCCCAGUCUGGGCACAUACCUAGAUUGUGGAUUAGAUCUGCAGUUGGCAUGUACGGGAGCAAUCUAUCGAUGAUUCUCUCCCUCUCUCUCUCUCUCUCCCCCCCGCCCCCACUUCCUCUAAAAUUAAUUUGAAAAACAUAUCCUCGGGUGAGGAUUAAAAUAUCUACUUACGGAAUAUACAAAUAUGUAGAAUAUGUACCACAUUAGCCUGAAGUCAUGAUUUAAAGAUUAAAUAAAGAACUGAAUUAAAUCUUGCUUAGCAAAUUAUUUAAUCUCCCUGAACCCUGUGUAUGUGUUUAUUUGUGUAUGUUUCUCUUUAUCAGUAAAUUAGGAACAAAAACUAGGCUCACACUAAUGUAGAGAGGAUUAAGUAAGAUAUUAUGUAUGGAAAAUAACUUGGCUCACUCUUGAGUAUGAUAGCUAUUAGUUUCCUGCACAAAGAAAUAAUCUCAAAUAAAAAUUAGAAAUGCACCCCCAGGAAACACUAUUAAGUGUAAAACAGUAUAGUGGGAAGGGAGGUAACGAUUAUCAGAUAAUUAGGAAUUAAGAUCAGCAAUAAUACCAAGUACUGAUUUGCAUAAAAUAAAAUAUUUCAUUUUUCUGGU
Pipistrellus kuhlii (Kuhl's pipistrelle) is the source of this 4103-nucleotide messenger RNA. It is a transcript of the gene RECQL, whose product is annotated as RecQ like helicase. Gene Ontology annotation, biological process: translation; double-strand break repair via homologous recombination. Gene Ontology annotation, molecular function: structural constituent of ribosome; ATP binding; nucleic acid binding. The record is from RefSeq and is a predicted model, not a curated record. The transcript has 15 exons. NCBI's taxonomy places the organism in Eukaryota, Metazoa, Chordata, Mammalia, Chiroptera, Vespertilionidae. Gene Ontology annotation, cellular component: ribosome; cytoplasm; chromosome. Bases 153 to 2105 code for a protein of 650 amino acids.